Molecule: messenger RNA, 1564 nt
Organism: Nezara viridula (southern green stink bug)
Lineage: Eukaryota; Metazoa; Arthropoda; Insecta; Hemiptera; Pentatomidae
Source: the annotation of a GenBank genome assembly
GCUAAAUUUAAAGUAAAUUGUAAAAUUUAAUUUAUAAAGUUUUUUGUAAUUCUUUUAAAGGAAUCAGUUUUUAAGUGCAACUCGGUACUUCGGAUGAAAUGGAGGAGAUUGUAGAAAUGAAGAUGAGUCCCCACCACAGACGAGGGAUAUAUAACCACCAUCGAGCAGCCUGUGAAUAUCACAUUCACCCCAAGCAAUGAAGGUCAUCUGUGCUAUUUUGUGCUUCAGUGCACUUUUGCAUCAGGCAUUGUCUGGAUGGAGUAGUGGAGGCUCUUCAGGAGGCUGGUCUGGGGGCGGAGGUGGUGGCGGAGGAUGGAAAAGCGGUGGUGGUGGAGGCGGUGGAGGAGGAGGCUGGAAAAGCGGUGGUGGUGGAGGCGGUGGAGGAGGAGGAGGCGGUGGUCAAGUGUCACUACAACCGGCGAUUAUAAAGAUCAUCCUUUUGGGAGGUGGCGGAGGUGGUGCUGGAAAUGGAGGAGGAGGUGGCAAGGGCGGAGGAGGAUGGUCAAGUGGAGGUUCUGGUGGUGGAGGAUGGUCUAGUGGAGGAUCCAGUGGAGGUGGAUGGUCAAGUGGAGGCAGUAGUGGAGGAAGCAGUGGAUGGUCAAGUGGAGGUAGCAGUGGAGGAAGCAGUGGAUGGCCAAGUGGAGGUAGCAGCGGAGGAAGCAGUGGAUGGUCGAGUGGAGGCAGUAGUGGAGGAGGCUUGAGUAGUGGAGGCUCUGCGGGAGGUUGGUCUGGAGGUGGUGGUGGUAGCGGAGGCUGGAAAAGCGGUGGUAGUGGAGGCGGUGGAGGAGGAGGCGGUAGUCAAGUGUCACUGCAACCAGCCAUCAUAAAGAUCAUCCUUUUGGGAGGCGGCGGAGGUGGCGAUGGGAAUGGAGGUGGAGGUGGCAAGAGCGGAGACGGAUGGUCAAGUGGAGGUUCUAGUGGAGGCAGUAGCGGAGGAAGUAGUGGAUGGCCAAGUGGAGGUAGCAGUGGAUGGUCUAGUGGAGGUAGCAGUGGAGGAAGCAGUGGAUGGCCAAGUGUAGGUAGCAGUGGCGGAAGCAGUGGAUGGCCAAGUGGUGGUAGCAGUGGAGGAAGCAGUGGAUGGCCAAGUGUAGGUAGCAGUGGAGGAAGCAGUGGAUGGUCAAGUGGAGGUAGCAGUGGCGGAAGCAGUGGAUGGCCAAGUGGAGGUAGCAGUGGUGGCAACAGUGGAUGGCCAAGUGUAGGUAGCAGUGCUGGAAGCAGUGGAUGGUCAAUUGGAGGUAGCAGUGGCGGAAGCAGUGGAUGGCCAAGUGUAGGUAGCAGUGGAGGAAGCAGUGGAUGGCCAAGUGGAGGCAGCAGUGGAGGAAGCAGUGGAUGGCCAAGUGGAGGUAGCAGUGGAGGAAGCAGUGGAUGGCCAAGUGGAGGCAGCAGUGGAGGAAGCAGUGGAUGGCCAAGUGGAGGUAGCAGUGGAGGAAGCAGUGGAUGGCCAAGUGGAGGUAGCAGUGGAGGAAGCAGUGGAUGGCCAAGUGGAGGUAGCAGUGGAGGAAGCAGUGGGUGGUCGAGUGGAGGCAGUAGUGGUGGAGGUAUACAUGAUGUUUCUUGGGGUUAA